Amoebophrya sp. A25 is the source of this 525-nucleotide messenger RNA. NCBI's taxonomy places the organism in Eukaryota, Dinophyceae, Syndiniales, Amoebophryaceae. The record is from the annotation of a GenBank genome assembly.
AUUGUUGUAGGAUUACGAAAAUCGGUGAAAAGCUGGAGUGGUUCUAGUCGAGCUAGCAGUAGUGGUUCUCAAGCUGAAUGUUCUUUCGGCCUAAGUUGGCCGAAUCUCUCAACUUCAUCGGUGUACUUUCAAAAUUAUUACCAUCAACUCUAUAAAACCCUCGCCUCCACCCCUUGCCUCCUCUCGUCUGCCUUUAAUUAUCACACUGACUUUCGGAGAGAAAGUUGCAUAGAGUUCAUUAUAGUUGACUCAAGAAAUUAAAUUAGCUCACGUACUUGCCCUACAAUCUAACAAAUCGAUCAUUCUUCUUAAUACAUUUACAUAUCACCAAACCUCCUCUUCUUGUAUAGAUCAUCGCUACUUCACUAGAAGAACAAGGUGUAGGACAGCCAAGAAAACUAACAAAAGAACCAAGUAGAGGAUAAUCGAUGCCCGUUGGUUCCUUCUUCAUCUCACUGAAUAUUCACUACGCUUGUAGCACUUCGUUACGAGAUACUAAAGAAGCUACAGAUUCUGCGGCAAGCA